This is a messenger RNA of Bufo bufo (common toad), 1768 nucleotides long. RefSeq lists its product as uncharacterized. The transcript has 2 exons. Lineage: Eukaryota; Metazoa; Chordata; Amphibia; Anura; Bufonidae. Bases 77 to 889 code for a protein of 270 amino acids. The record is from RefSeq and is a predicted model, not a curated record.
UGUGAUAUCCUGAUAAAGGGUCCAUCAUUCCGGGCAACGACCUGCGCAUAGUCCUGGACACCCUGGAACGCUUCAGAUGGAUCCUGAACCGGCAGAAGUCAUGUCUUUAUCGAUCUCUGUGGCUAAUCUUUCUGGGCAUGUUACUCGACACCUUUCAGGCCAAGGUACUCUUGCCCCCGGAGAAGCUAUCCACUCUUCGUCUUCAGAUUCUCCCCUUGUUGCGGCCCCGUCCUCUUCCCAUUCGUCACUGCAUGCGGGCUCUGGGUCACAUGGUCUCUGCCUUCGAAGCAAUUCCCUAGGCUCCGUUCCAUACCAGGACUCUUCAGCGAGCCAUUCUAACCAAGUGCGACCGUUCCCCAGCCUCCCUCGAUCGGCCCAUACGUCUCUCUGCCCCGACCCGCCGUGCCCUCAAGUGGUGGUUGAUGUCCCCGAUGCUGACUUCAGGACGCUCUUUCCUUUCUCUCCGUUGGACGGUGCUGACAACGGACGCAAGCCUCCGGGGUUGGGGGAGAGUGUUGGAAAUCUAUCCGUUCAAGGUGUGUGGUCAAGCGAGGAGCACUCCCUCCCAAUCAACAUUUUGCAAUUGAGAGCGAUUCAUCUCUCUCUGUUGCAUUGCACAGACCAUCUCCGGGGACAUCUGGUUCGAGUUCAGUCUGACAAAUCCACGGCGGUGGCGUACCUCAAUCACCAGGGCGCCAUGGCGGAAACAGCUCUCAUUCUCAGCUGGGCGGUGAGCCAUGUUCAGGCGCUGUCGGCAGUUCACAUUCCCGACAUCAACAACUGGAUCGCCGACUUCCUCAACCGGGAGCAUCUCGAUUCCGGCGAAUGGGCUCUUCACCCGCAAGUUUUUCUAGCCAUCUGCGCCUCCCGCUUUAACCACAAGGUAUAGGACUUCAUCGCACGGUCCAGGGAUCCCAUGACCCUGGCGUGCGACGCCCUAGUGAUUCUGUGGAGUUAGUUCACAUUUCCUUAUGUGUGCCCUCCUCUUCCUCUCAUUCCGCGUCUCCUCCGGAAGAUCAGGUCCGAAGGUCUGCCCGUCAUUCUCGUCGCCCCCGAUUGGCCACGCCGAGUGUGGCGUGCAUCUGUAGUCACCCUCCUCGCCGACGAAACCUGGCGUCUUCCUCUUCGGGAGGACCUCUUGUCGCAGGGACCGAUCUUCCACCCGAAUCUAGGGUCGCUACAUUUAACGGCAUGCCUGUUGAAGCCGCGGUACUAAGGGCUCUGGGUUUCUCGGAUGCUGUUGUCCAGACCAUGAUUGAGGCCAGAAAGCCGUCGUCUUCCCGAAUCUACCACCGGACCUGGAAGUUCUACUUUAGUUGGUGCGAGCGUCACCAGCUGUCGCCCAUUCGUUUUUCGUUGCCGCGACUCUUGUCUUUCCUGCAGUCAUGCAUGGACUUGGGGCUGGCUCUCAGCUCCCUCAAAGGGCAAGUUUCGUCUCUUUCCAUUCUUUUUAAGCAAAACUUGGCUCGGGCAGUGGGGGCCUCUUUGGCAGUGCAUCAAGGGGUUCGGCCACACAAUUUUACAGAGUACACACCUUUGUGUCUGCUGACGCGUCUCUGGGGCGUACAGUUUUGCAGACGGCGGUUCUCUGAUUGGCCGGAGGGUUUCUCAUUAUGCCCACCAUUGGGACUGCUCUGUAACAUCCCAAGGUCAAGCCUGUGUCCUCCAAUGAUACGGAUAAGAAAACUAGAUUUUUGUACUCACCGUAAUUGGGGGACACAGCUCCCACCCAUUCUCUAGUUUACGGGCCUUGUCUGGCCUAGUGUGA